Messenger RNA from Apus apus (common swift), 3177 nucleotides. RefSeq names its product glycerol-3-phosphate dehydrogenase [NAD(+)], cytoplasmic-like. The transcript is spliced from 8 exons. Gene Ontology annotation, cellular component: glycerol-3-phosphate dehydrogenase (FAD) complex; cytosol. The record is from RefSeq and is a predicted model, not a curated record. Gene Ontology annotation, biological process: glycerol-3-phosphate catabolic process; carbohydrate metabolic process. The coding region runs from base 65 to 1114 and encodes 349 amino acids. Gene Ontology annotation, molecular function: protein homodimerization activity; NAD binding; glycerol-3-phosphate dehydrogenase [NAD(P)+] activity. Lineage: Eukaryota; Metazoa; Chordata; Aves; Apodiformes; Apodidae.
CGACCCCAUCCAGAGCCCAGGCGAGGCGCCGGCAGCAGCGCCGGGCGGGCGGGCAGCCCGCAUCAUGUCCCCGCUCCGCGUCUGCAUCGUCGGCUCUGGGAACUGGGGAUCAGCCAUAGCAAGAAUCAUUGGCAAAAAUGUCCAGAAGUCCAACAGAUUUGAUCCUACUGUCAAGAUGUGGGUAUUUGAAGAGAUCAUCAAUGGAAGAAAACUGUCAGAGAUAAUGAACCAGGAACAUGAAAAUGUUAAAUAUCUGCCUGGAUACAAGAUACCAAAAAAUGUGGUGGCUGUACCAGACGUGGUUGAAGCAGCAAACGGGGCAGACAUUUUAGUGUUUGUUCUGCCACAUCAGUUCAUUGGACGAGUCUGUGAGCAGAUUGCAGGCCAGAUAAAACCCGGGACAUUUGGGAUUUCCCUGAUCAAGGGGAUCGAUGAGGGGCCCGAUGGCCUGAAGCUCAUAUCUGACCUCAUCCGAGAGAAACUGCAAAUAGAAAUCAGUGUGCUCAUGGGGGCCAACAUAGCCAAAGAAGUGGCUGAUGAGAAGUUCUGUGAAACCACCAUUGGCUGCAAAAACAAAAAACAAGGGGAGAUCUUUAAAGAAUUAAUGCAGACCCCCAAUUUCAGGAUUACCGUGGUGCUUGAUUCUGAUACAGUGGAGCUUUGUGGAGCCUUAAAAAACAUCGUGGCGGUGGGAGCUGGGUUCUGCGACGGGCUGGGCUACGGUGAUAACACCAAGGCAGCAGUGAUACGCCUGGGCCUUAUGGAAAUGGUGGCCUUUGCCAAGAUGUUCUGCAAGGGAUCAGUAUCAAUAGCCACUUUUCUGGAAAGCUGCGGCGUCGCUGACCUGAUCACUACCUGCUAUGGGGGUCGCAACCGAAAAGUAGCCGAAGCCUUCGCUCGCACAGGAAAAUCCAUUGAGGAACUGGAAAACGAGAUGCUGAACGGACAAAAGCUACAAGGUCCUCAGACCUCAGCUGAAGUCUACAAGAUUCUGAAACAGAAAAAUAUGCUGGAUAAGUAUCCAUUAUUUACAACCAUCUACAAGAUCUGCUACGAGGGUCAAUCGAUCCAGGAUUUCAUCAUGUGCCUGCAGAACCACCCAGAGCACAUUUAGAAUCCCCCUCUCCCCACUUGCUCCUCACCUUCCCAGGACUUCUGGAAACAUUUAAAUAAGAGCAACAGGUUGUGUGACAAGACUUGCUGUAAGAGCAACAGAGAAUGUCUUUCAGUAUCCUCAUUCUGGGGGCAAAAAUCUGCCUUUCAUUUGAACAUUGUACCUAAGGAACAGGAAAUGAAUGUACAAUUUAACAGCAUUUGAGUAAACUUUGGCCAUUUGCUUAGAACUACUUUCUUGCGGAUUGAAAGCAGUUCCCCUUGUAGUUUCCAUAACAAGAGCUCAACCUAGCUCACGUGAACCUCAACAUUUUGCCUACUAAUAUUACUUACAGAACAGCACAAGAUGCAAAAAAAGUGAGCAACUUACCCAAAUAAGAUUCGUAGUUAAUAAAGAAAAAGCUCUGACAGGAAUAAGAUGCAAUCACGUGGGCCAAUGUUGGGUUUCAACGAUUCCCCUCAAAUACAAGUAACAUCUUGUAUUUUGUGACAUUUAGUCCUUCCUUGAUUUUCUUCUCCAGUGGAAGCCUCUUUGGAAAAAUAGGUAUUGUUACUGUGUUCAGACCCACAUGAAUGUUCAGUAGAUGUAUAAAUAAAUCAGUUGCAGGAGCAAGGGAAGGAGAAAGAAGGGGGCUUGGGGUUGUUUUUUGUUUGUUGGUUUUAAAUUCAGGACGCUAUGAAUCCUUGUUAGCAGUCUGACCUUUGUUAGACUUACUGCACUCUGUUACAUACAGAAAAAAAGCAUUAAUAACCACAUAAAUUUAUGUUAGCAUCAGGAUUUCCCAAGAAGUCACAGUCAUUAGUGGGUACUAGCUGAGGGAGGAAGAACUGGAGGUUGAGGAGGAGGAUGUGUGCAUGGCUCAUCCUGCAGCUGGUGCAAUGCUGCUAUUUUGAGGACUUAAGUAACAAUGAAAAAACCCUCUGUGAUACUUGACCAAUUUUUAUACAUGCAUGAAAGUGACCGCUACAGACGCACAGAAAUCCUGCAUUUGAAACCAGGCUGCAUUUUAACUCCUCUGGGAAACUCCACUGGAUUGACAGCAGUGCAGCUCCCACAUCUUCCCAGGCUGCAGAUUAAUGUCCUGAUCAUGCUGUAGCUUAACACAUCUCACACCCUGGAAGAGACAUCUCUCUAUCUCCUUCUGAAAUUUAAACACAAACUGGUUCGUAGACCAGUUUGGUUUUUUUAUUUUGCUACGAAUGGUGUUCAUUUUAGAAACAUAACAUUUUUAAAACCUUAUAGCUGUACUUAGGUAACUUUACAUACCUGAUGUUUUUCAGAGUUAAAGCCGUCUAUGAAAUGAACAGUGGCACAUUUUAUAAGCUUUAAUACCCUUUUGAAAGAUUCCUAUUUUGAGAUAAGGCAAAUAAAAAGGAGGAGUAACCUACUUUUGCUUUGCUUUAUCUGAUUUUCCAAAAUAGCAGAGAGGAAGGCAAGAGGUUUUUUAAUCUCUCUAUGUAGUUGCUGUCAUAUCGCUUAGGGAAAAUAAAAAAGCUAGAUUAGAAAAUCGUCUCCGCUCUGCAUUUUAGAGGAAUGUCAUUUUAUCUUUCACAUUUGUCAGAGAUAGAUAUAUAUAUACAUGUGUAUGUGUUACUUGUAAUUAUAAAUAUAAUGUAAAAAUCUCAGUGUUUCAGCUAGUAAAGCUGGCUGGGUACCAAACAGUGGCUGCAGCAUCACAGAUCCCUGUGGAACAGCAGCUAAGGUGGCUCAGCAUUCCCAGCUCCCAGUCCUGUCACAGCCAACGGCUCGGGGCUCCACAGGAACAUGCCAGCAUUCCUCCAGCUGAAAUGGGAAUUGUGUGGCCAAAUCCUUUACACAAAGCAGAGAGUCUCAAUCUUCCAUUUCAAGUGGAAAAAGACUUAAAUACUGUAUAAUUUUAAAGUAUCAAAUACAUGAGAAUGGGAUAGAGAAUAGAGGAACCUCCUUACCUCACCAGCAGGCCAAGCUUCUCGUAAGUCAUGUGCAAGCUAAUAAUAAUACAGAACAUUUUACAUGCAAAGUGUAUCCAAUAACAGUUUAAUAAAGUAAUCAGUAUGCAGACUUGAUGUAAUUUAACUUUUCAA